GAAACGCGGCUUAACUUAGUGCAGAUUUUUCCGCUGAUUCGGCUGCAAAAGAUGCACUUUUGAGGCGCAGCGAGUGCACCCACGCCCCCGAGUUCGAGUGCAGUUGCAGUCGGGAAAGUUUAAAAAGUGCGCGGAGCAAGGAGAGCGACGAGUUCGUUGAGCUACAGCGAAACGGAAAAGUGGCAAAAGCGGGGGAAACAGGCGCAGUGGAGCGAAUGAUAAACGGAAAUCGGGAUCGAAAAAUUGGAAACAAAACCAACCACCGAUUAUAAAAAAGGCAGCAUCUUAAAAACGGGGAUAAUGGAGUCACAGAAGAGGCCGUCGUUGGAUUUACACACGGAUAUGCCAGCAGGAUCAGCAGCUGGAGGAUCUGGGCUGGGAGCUGCAGCUGAGAUGUCGCCUACUUCCGGUUUCCUGCCGGACAUGCCGCAGUGGAAGAAGGACCUCAUCCAGCGCCGUAAAACGAACGUGGCCCGCACCCAAGCGGCGUCCAUCACCUCGCCCACCGAUGGCAGUUGUGGGGCUUUGGCAGAAGCCACUGCCGCUCCAGGUGCAAUUGCAGAUUCCAUGGAACCGGCGACAAUCAGUAGCACUAGUCAAAAGAGAAACAUGAUCGGUUCAGAGGAAAAGUCUGAGAAAUCUUCUAUUUCCAAUACCAAUUCCGACUCCACUGGAGGUCAUCACUCUGUUGUUGCCGUCUCCCUUUCGCCCGAAGCGGCAGCAACAACAAAUGUAACAGUAACACCAAUACCAAAGCAGCGAUCGAGUUUACUCAACACAAGAAGUCAGGAGAGGGAGAUGGUGCGAUAUAUUCUAAGCGAGAGUGGAGAGCGCGAUGGAGAGCCAGAGAGUAGCGAACAGCCGGCUGGUGUGGUGAGUAGCAGCCGGUGCGGUGAAGUUGAAACUGGCACAAUUGGAUCGCCGUCGUCGUCAGCAAAUCAAAAUCCAAACCCAAAUCAUUUAAAAACGAAAUGCAAACCGGGACAGAGCGUUGCUGAGGGCAAGCCUUCAGCGAAAGAGACCAUCGUCGAUAACAAGAGCUGCAGCAAAACCAAGAAUAUUUCCGAUAAAUUGCAGAGCAACAAGUUUAUAAUUCAACAGCAGCAGCAGCAACAACAACAACAGCAGCAGCAUCAGCAACAACAGCAACUGUCGCCCACAAAGGUAACGGUAAAACCGACAAUGGUCGCCAUGCAAGAGAUGAAGAAGACAACCAAACAAAAUGGCCAGCACCGACAUCUAGCGGGCAAAAUUGGCAGCGUAGCAGGAGGCGAUGUGGAUCCACAACAUCCACCGACGAAUCCCAUACCAGAUUCCUUGGACACCGGUGAGGAUCUAAGCUACGGACCCGGAAUUGUGUCCAAGCUGCGAUGCCGCUACUUGAGCCUGGCCCUCCGCGAGUCCCGCCAGCAGAGCAGCAAGCAACGCCUCCAACGCUCCACCAGUCUGAACACCCUGCUCGACCGCGACGAUGAUGAGGUAGAUGUGGAGGAGCCCGAGGUGGCCACCAGCCAGGUGCGUGCCAAAUCCACACCGCCACCGAUAUUGGGGGCAAAACCGACACCGAAACCCAGCAGCCAGCAGCAGCGUCCCGUCAGUCUGGGCGCCAAUGGCGCUGGAUCAGCUGUUAACCCGCCCUCGAACUUGGAUCAUGCCCAACCGGGUGUCGUUGCCAAUGGAGGCGCAGGAUCAGGCCAACGAUCGCGUCACUUUAAGCGCGGCAACGAGGUGAUGAAGCGGGCACGUUCCGUGGAGGCUCUGCUCUGCGAGAAAUCGCCAUGGAACAGCCAGAGAAUCAGCACUGCCGGCGCAGCAGCAGCAGCAGCGCCUUCACCACCUGCUCCCAAGGCCACAGCCGCUGCUCCCUCACCUGUUACCUCGCCCACCUGCGUCACCAUCGAGGAUAAGAUCCACAAUGCCCGCGAACGGCUGCACAGCGGCACGGACACGGCGCCACCCAAGCGCCUGACCUCCAUCAUCGAUGACACCGAGCGGCCGCCACCGGAUCUGGUCAAGCAGACGCUCAAGAUGUUUGAGGCGAGUGCCAAUCGGCGUCCGCGCGCCGCCCAUCGUUCCAAUGGCGUGGGCGGAGUGGCCAGCAAGGUGGCCAACUACAAAUCGAUCAUUAAGGAUCAGAAGCAACCAUCAUCAGCAGCGGCGACGCCUCCACCGCCCGGCAUGGGUUUUGCCUCCUCCACGCCGCUAAGGCAUGUCCAUCCGGAUAUUAUACCCCGUCAGGUGGAUUCGCCCGUAUCGGCGUUAAGUGUAAUGAUGCGUCGCAUGGAGCUGCAGGAGCCCGAGACGCCGGAAAGGGAAACACGGGACGCGGCGGCCACACCGCAGAGCGAGGCGCCAAGUGAGACUGAGCGAAAUGAUCGCGAUGAAGGCGAUGGCGAAGUCGAUGACGACAACCACAACAACAACGACGACGAUCACGACGACGGCGACGACAGCAGCGACAACAAUGAGCAACGCGAUAAAAUGGGCGCGGCGUCGGCCGUGGCAGGCGAUAAGCCUAAGUCCCCAGCGGAAUCGGCAGCGGGAGGCGCCCAACGAUCAUUCGCUCCCUCGACGGAGAACGCGCAUGUAGCCAGCGGGAGUAGCAGUACCAGUACCAGUGCCAGUGCCAGUGCCAGUGUACGCAAGCUCAGCAGCAACAACAACGACUCCAGCGGACCAGCGGUGACCAAACAGAUCGGAGUUAUCCGCCCCCUAUUCAAUAGCCAGGGAGCUGGGAGCACGCCGCUAACGAGUCGCGAGAUCGAAAAGAAUCGCAUCAAUGAGAUGAAGAAGUCGACGGCCACAGAAGCCGGUGGUGCGGUAUCCGGUUCCGGAUCCGGAUCAGGUGCUGGCGCUGGAUCAGGAACCUCGCCCACCACUAGUCUCGACAGCGUGAUAAACACCAAGGAAGCGGCCAGCAACGAAACGGAGGCGAGUGCCUCGCCACUGUGGACACUGCGCAAGCUGAGGAAUCAGAGCCAGGCGGCCGGUGGAGGAUCGGGUCCCAGUUCCAGCCUUCAUUCCACAGAGAACACCUCGAUGGUGUUCAACUUUUCCAAGAGCACCAAGGAAGUGCCCGACUACAUCGAAAGCGACGUUGUGAUUUUCAGGCGCAAGCGGGAGCUGCCAAAGCCAAACGAACCUGGCUUCGUGCUGCUGGGCGAUCUCUCCGUGGAGACGUCAACGGACACGGACUACGACGACUACUCCAUGUGCCCGCCAUCGCCAUGCGAUGUGGAGUUCGAGAAUGCCAACAUUGUGAUCGACGGCAAGUCCAGCAUACGCCAAAAACCCAAAGAGUCUUCGUUCCGCGUGCAGUUCAACGACACGCUGACGUCGACGUUUGAAUACCCCUCCGAGGCAUCGAUGACCAUCGAGGAUCCGCCGUACGCCGAUCCAUUUGGCCAUGUGAGCAAACACCACCAGAUGCUGCUCGCCGAGCAGAUGCACCUGUUGCAGCACCAGGAGCAGCUGGAGCUGGAGCAGAUGCACCAGAUGGGGCUGGUGCCGGAGCAGCACCAUCAUGUGACCGUCGACGAGAUCAUCGAGCUGCCCACAUCGACGGCGGGACAUGGACAUGGCAUCGGACUUGGACAUAGGGCGGGGGCGGCGGGGGGCGGCACGAUGCUGGGGAAUUUACCGUUGGGCUCCACGGCCCUGGGCUUCUACACGCCCAUGAAGGGCACGCCGAUGGACAACCUCUUCCAGCUGGGUGUCACCCGGUACGCCCUGCCCGAGAGCAGCAGCAGCGGGAGCAGCAAUGGCAGCCACAGCCCAGGCAGCAACGGGAGCAGUCCAGCCGGAGCUGCGGGCAGCCGGUUAAUGUUCAACGGGAAUGGCAGCAUUAUGGGCAUCGGCGAGGGACGGAUCAAGGAGGACGACUUGGCGGCGGCGACGGAAGCAGGACCUGGAGCUGGAGCAGGUGCCUCCAAGAAGGGCUCAGCUGUGGACGAGGAUGAUUACCAUCUGACGGCGACGCCGGGCGCCGAAGUUGUGUACAGCGAGGGUACACAGAAGACGGAUUUGCUAUAUUAAGUCGUGCUGCCAGCCAAAAAACCGGAGCGUGUUGCUCAUUUUCUACCGGUUUCCUCCAAACUGCAAACUCCAAACCUUCCAAACAUAAUACCCUACCCCAAACCCCCCACCAUUCCCCUAAUUGAAAAGCGUGCGCUUAGGUGAAAUAUCAAUUUCGGUUAGACACAAAAACAGUAAUGAAAUAACAACAAGGCAACGUAAACCAAGUAUGGCAAGAAAUCCAUCAAGAUACGUAUAUAAAUAGAUAUUAUUUGUAAGUUUGUAGGCCUAGAGAUCCGAUGUGUAUGUGUACAACAGCAAGCGUGUGUGUCUGUCUUCUUUAUAUAUAUAUAUAUGGUUUUUUUUUUCGAUAAAUUAAUAAUUAUAUUAUUGUAAUGUAUCUACAUACGGCACUGAAUGAACAACUUUGCUGCUGCAAUUGUAUUUGUAUUGUGUAUUCCAUUUACGGCAUUUUGAUAGUAAAUAUACAACAACAACAAA
This is a messenger RNA of Drosophila teissieri, 4515 nucleotides long. RefSeq names its product pneumococcal serine-rich repeat protein (gene bif). The transcript is spliced from 6 exons. Gene Ontology annotation, biological process: chemotaxis; neuronal signal transduction. Bases 301 to 4035 code for a protein of 1244 amino acids. Gene Ontology annotation, cellular component: rough endoplasmic reticulum membrane; nuclear membrane. Gene Ontology annotation, molecular function: microtubule binding. The record is from RefSeq and is a predicted model, not a curated record. NCBI's taxonomy places the organism in Eukaryota, Metazoa, Arthropoda, Insecta, Diptera, Drosophilidae.